CUCAUAACCCCCCAAAACUUCCUAACCAGCAUCUCCCUCUCUUUCUCAUCCACGGGCCUCGUCGAGAAACAAUGGUGUUCAUAGAAGAUCAGCCUACGAUCCCCACCAUCGACCUCUCCCCCUUCCUCUCCCCGUCCUCCCCCCAAUCCUCCCGUGAUGCAGUCAUCACAGCCGUCCGUUCAGCCUGCCAAUCCUACGGCUUCUUCCAGCUGACGGGGCACGGGAUCCCACUCUCCCUGCAACGUUCGAUCCUGCACUGCGCCGAACUUCUCUUUGCCUUACCACUCGCCGAAAAGCAAGCCAUGGCCAUGAGCAAGAGCAUGGGGAUGAGCAAGCGAGGCUACGAAGCCGUUGGCGGGCAGACGCUCGAUGUGAAACCGGACACCAAGGAAGGCUUCUACAUCGGGGUCGAGGUGCCCGCCGACGAUCCCGCGGCCGGCACGUUCCUGAAGGGCCCGAACCUGUGGCCGGGAAGCCUGCGCGCUGAGGACUUCCGCACGCCAGUCAUGGAGUAUCAUAGGCGCGUGCUAGGCCUACACGAACUGCUGUUGCGGAUCCUCGCCGCGGGGCUCUCAGAGCAAGGCAAGGAACUGAUGGAGGGAUUCAUGCAGGAUGCGGUAGCCAAUAUUAAACUGCUGCACUACCCGCCGAAUGCCAAAGAGGGGGCAGAGGAGCAGAGUAUUGGAGCGGGCGCGCACACGGAUUUCGGGUGCACGACGAUCCUGCUACAGCAGCCUGAUCAGCACGGCUUACAGGUCCUGUAUCCGCCGACCCAGACCUGGAUCCCGGUGCCGGCCAAGGAAGACGUGUUCAUCGUCAACAUUGGCGAUCUGCUACAGAAGUGGACCAAGGGAGAGUAUAAGAGUGCGGUCCAUAGAGUGGUGAAUGUCAGUACUACGGAUAGGUAUAGCGUGCCUUUCUUUUAUCAUGGCAAUCUGAGCACGAGGUUGAGCCCCUUGGAUGGAAGUCUUGCUGAUGGGGAUGCGGAAACGGUGGAGGAGCAUAUCAAGGGCAGGUUUAGGAAGACGUUUGGCUGAUGUUGAGACGCUUUUACUCUGGCAGUAUAAGAUGAAGGGGCAUCAAUCUUGCAUCACGGUUAGUUGGGUUGAGACUACUACAGGGCGAUCUAUAGGCAUGUCUUCUCAGCUACAGAGUCCCAAUUAAAUAAUGAAGAUGGGGUAGGGGAAAUCCACCAGAGAGUUCCUUUGCAAGGUUAACAUCAACACUUAUGUCAAAUUUCUUGACCCUUAUUAGAUAGAUAUACAAGUAUUUCAAGGUAUCUCAAGCCUUGCAGGACAACUCGACCCGCG
This is a messenger RNA of Amorphotheca resinae ATCC 22711, 1310 nucleotides long. RefSeq lists its product as hypothetical. Gene Ontology annotation, molecular function: dioxygenase activity. The transcript is spliced from 2 exons. The record is from RefSeq and is a predicted model, not a curated record. NCBI's taxonomy places the organism in Eukaryota, Fungi, Ascomycota, Leotiomycetes, Helotiales, Amorphothecaceae. Bases 72 to 1037 code for a protein of 321 amino acids.